AUGACAAUAGAGUUUGUGGUAAAUCUGGAAAAUCACAAGAGAAGGAUUUGGAGCAUCUGCUGGAGUCCCGAUGGAAAUUUCCUUGCAUCUGUAGGAGCAGACAAGUAUAUAACCAUAUGGAUUAAAAAAACUAAUAAUAAAAUAAAAAAUGCAAACAGUAAUAGUAAAUUUAUGAAAAAAUUAAAAAUGUUUGGUGAUAUGAAACACAAAUCAGGUAACAUAGAAUUUGAUGUGUAUGAUAUUAUAGAAUCAAAUCACGAAAAAUCCUUGAGACACAUUGAAUUCUCUAGGGAUGGAAGUUUUUUUGUUGUUGCUUCAUUUGAUUCUAAAUGUUCUAUAUAUAAGAAAAAUAAAAAUGAAAAAUGGGUUUUUUACAAAUUUUUGGAAGGUCAUGAGAAAGAAGUUAAAUGUGCUUCCAUUCAUCCAACUAACAAAUAUAUAGUAACUUGUGGAAGAGACAAAAGUAUAUGGAUACAUGCCAAAGCGGAUGAGAUGAGUUGUGGUGGAGAGGAUGGUGGUCAGUUGAAACAAAAUAUGACAAUCAAUGAUGAACAUACUGGAAACACUACAAAUGAUGAAGAGCAAGAGAAGAUCGAUACAAACAUUGACGAAGCGAAUGGAAACUCAGGGGACAAAGACUCAUCACAAAUGGAUAACAAACUUGACUUCAAUUUUGACGGAUAUUUAACGGCACAUUCUGAAGAUAUAAAAUAUGUCGCAUGGUGUCCCCUAAGCGAGAAUACGUUCAUUUCACUUUCGUAUGAUAAUUCUCUAAAAUUAUGGAAUAAACAAAUAAAUGAAUGGAAUUGCAUACAGACAUUAAAUGAACAUACUUCUGUUGUUUGGUGUGUUGCUUUUAAUUUUGAUGGCUCUGAAUUUGCAACAUGUUCAGAUGACAAGUCAAUUCGGAUAUGGAAAAGUGAGAAAAAGACCUGGUAUAAUAAACACAAGUACCCUUUUCUCUAUCAGCAAAUUGUAAAGGAUGCAAGAAAAUCAUCAAAUGAUAGUUCUCUCACGUGUCUUGUAAAUAAAUCAAAUGAUACACUAGAUGUUAAUGCAACGAAUGACAAAAAUAGAUAUGCUAAUGAUAUCCACAGAAAUAGUAACCAUAACAGUAGAUGCAACGGAAAGGAAAAAGGGAUAAACGAACUCAAUUUGAUGGAAAAAAAUAAAAAAAAUUUUGAAAAAUCAGAAGAACCGAAAGUUCAUGUAGCAGAAGAAAAAAUUUCCUGUGCAAAUUCCAGUGUUCGAAUAUUAGAUUAUUCAAAAGAAGAGAAAAAUGCACACACAGUUAUAAAAAGCGCCAUACAAAAUAAUUUUGUCCCUUUGUAUUUCGAUCAUGGUCUUUUCAAGUUUGUUUACAAGUAUGGAGAUGUUUUGGGAGAAAAUAUGGAAAAAGGUAAUGAGAACAAGAGAGAAGAACAAGAAUUAGGACACCAGGAAAAAGGGAAUCAAAACGAGGAACAUUUCGAAACACAAGAUGGAAUAAAAAACGCAUCGCACAAUACAUCUCAUAAUUCGACACAUAAUGCAUCUCUCAAUGCAUCACCAAACGAUGAAGAGAACGGAUGCAAGAUGUCCAAAAUGGAUGUCAAUGAACUGAGAGAAGGAAUCCAAAAGGGAGACGAUAAAUCAAGUAGGAAUAACGAAGACAUCACAAAGAAAAACGAGGAAAACAGGGUGUUAAUUAUGAAUGAUGGAGACAAAACUGAUAUACAAAGUACAAGUAAAAUUAUCCAUGACGAACAAGAAACAAAUACUCCAUUUGCAGAAAGCUCCAUUUCUUCCAUGAGCAUGAUUCCAUUUUUGAGUGACAAGGAAAAAGAUUUCAAAAAUAUAUCAUUUGAUGAUUGGAAAAUCAAACAUGUAAUUGAGGGGUAUCAUAAAAGAAGUAUUAGUUACCUAGACUGGAAUGCAUAUGAAGAUUUACUUGCAGUGUCUUCUUUUGAUAAUUCUUUAAAAAUAUUUCAGAAAAAUAUAAACACAUGGAAUUUAAUAGAUAACAUUGAAAAUGCUCAUUUGAGUGAUGUUAAUUGUGUUGUUUGGUGCCCACAAAAGUAUCAAGAUUAUUUCUUGCUAGCAACGGCAGGGGAUGACUGUGUCAUUAACAUAUGGAAGUACACGAAAAAUUAG
Messenger RNA from Plasmodium gonderi, 2133 nucleotides. RefSeq names its product cytosolic iron-sulfur protein assembly protein 1. NCBI's taxonomy places the organism in Eukaryota, Apicomplexa, Aconoidasida, Haemosporida, Plasmodiidae. The record is from RefSeq and is a predicted model, not a curated record. The coding region runs from base 1 to 2133 and encodes 710 amino acids. Gene Ontology annotation, cellular component: cytosolic [4Fe-4S] assembly targeting complex. Gene Ontology annotation, molecular function: protein binding. Gene Ontology annotation, biological process: iron-sulfur cluster assembly. The transcript has a single exon.